Umbelopsis ramanniana AG is the source of this 1366-nucleotide messenger RNA. RefSeq lists its product as uncharacterized. The record is from RefSeq and is a predicted model, not a curated record. Gene Ontology annotation, biological process: lipid biosynthetic process; fatty acid metabolic process. The transcript is spliced from 2 exons. Lineage: Eukaryota; Fungi; Mucoromycota; Umbelopsidomycetes; Umbelopsidales; Umbelopsidaceae. The coding region runs from base 87 to 1103 and encodes 338 amino acids. Gene Ontology annotation, molecular function: iron ion binding; heme binding; fatty acid 2-hydroxylase activity. Gene Ontology annotation, cellular component: membrane; endoplasmic reticulum.
UGUCUCCGCAACGUUUAAAUUUUUGAAGGUUAGAUGGUAAUUUUCCCCCCAGCGUCGCGGGCUUCGGCGUUUGCACAAAUUAGACGAUGCCAGCGUUCACCACAAAACAGAUUGCCAAGCACAAUCACUCUAACUCCACAUGGAUCAUAGUGGAUGACAAAGUUUACGACGUAACGCAGUUUCUUCAAGAUCAUCCCGGUGGAGAUGAUCUGAUUUUGGAGCAUGCCGGAACCGACGUGACCGAGAUCAUGAAGGACCAGUUGGAGCACGAACACUCUGAUGCUGCUUACGAUCUCUUGAAUGAACACUACAUUGGCACAGUCGAUCGAUCACCGACUGUACCAGAUGACGACGAAGCAGAAUAUUAUGUUCCAACCAACCCGUCCGUCGAUCAUAAAAACAACGGGUUUUUGGACCUUCGAAAGCCUAUGUUCCCUCAACUGUGGCGAUCCAAGUUUUCAAAGCAGUUGUAUUUGGAACAGGUACAUAAACCUCGCUAUCUUCCCGAACCUGCGCCCUAUUUUGGCGAGAAUCAUAUUUUGGAACCUCUUACCAGAACCCCUUGGUUCAUGGUUCCAAUUGUAUGGAUCCCGUUUGUCCUUUAUCAGCUGUACAAUUCAUCCCUGCACGGUGCCAUGGCAUCAACGGUGCAAGGAUUUUCAACCGGAGUGUUUGUAUGGACGCUUCUGGAGUACACACUGCAUCGAUUCUUGUUCCAUAUGGAUGAAAAUUUACCAGAUCACUGGCUGGCAUUCUUAUUUCAUUUCACUCUGCACGGCAUUCACCAUUAUUUGCCUAUGGACAAGUACCGGUUAGUCUUUCCUCCCGUCUUGACAGUCAUAGUAGGCACACCAAUCGUUCUCUUUGCCCACUCAGCCUUCUCACUCUGCUUUGCACAUGCUUUUUUGGCUGGCGCAUGGGCGGCGUACAUUUGCUAUGAUUGCACCCACUACUUCCUUCACCAUGCGUCUAUCCAUGCUCCUGAGCAUCUCAAGGAGAUGAAGAAAUACCAUCUGGCUCACCACUACAAGAACUAUGAUAGUGGUUAUGGUAUCACCUCCAAAAUUUGGGAUUAUGCGUUCUCCACUGUCCUUCAAUAUUGAGAUAUCAAGUAUCUUUUUACAGUGUAAUAACGUUUGCCUUUCGGGAUAUCUAUUGUCUUUUUUAACCCACUGAUCUUUGUCUAUCGUCUAUCUAUCUACUGUAUUAAUUCUCCCCACUGUUACCAAGUAUAUAUAAAAAGGGAUUCAUGAUCUUCGUUUGUUCGAGGAAUGAUUAUUCGGUUUUGAUGGCUAACUAUACGUCUACAUUCGAUGGAAUUUGGUCAGGCAGCGAAUGGUAUAAGUGAUGAACAAAAGAAUGGCGG